UAAGAAAACCAGCAAGGACUUGUAACCAACGUUACCAAAUACUAAGUCAUUUCUUGUUACAGGUGACCUAGUCUCCGCAACAGUUAAACAUCCCGACGUGUCCGUCCAAUCAGCGACAAUAACUAUGGUUCAUGGAUAAGAAAACGACGCAACAUGUGUUUUUAAAUUUGUCGGAUAUCAUUAUUUGUCUUGGAAUUUGUUCUCCAGUGUGUGUCGUGGAUUACUUCUCCUCUAAAGUGUCCGAAGGCAUGUUUAUACUGAUCCAGCGUCAUGACUAGGCAGCCCUCAAAGAAAUCAUGCGAUUACCGACGAUUCAAUACUGGACAUUGCUUGUGUUUCUAUUAGGACUAACAUCUGCCUAUGGUUACUUUGGUUUUGUAAGUCACCAUGCGAACGUUGUGAGGGGUAGAGCGAAUUCGGGGUUGACUGCCUGGGACCCUAUGCUUUCUCACAGCUAUAACUUCGAGAAUAAUUACAUCGACGACGGUCGGGGAAACAGGGGCAUUUCUUCUACCAAAUUGUGUGAAAUGAUGAACUUGCACAAAAAACAAAAACGUAUGUGCAGACGGGGGCGUGGCGUAGCUCGGACAUUACUCGACGCCAUUGAACUCUCUGUGAUGGAGUGUCAGUUUCAGUUUCAGAACGAGCGAUGGAAUUGCUCCCUUACGGAGCCCCACAGACGAAACCUUCUCAAGAAAGGUUUCAAAGAAACAUCUUUCCUUUAUGCGAUGUCUUCUGCCAGCUUAGUACACGAAUUUGCACGUGCGUGUAGUAGUGGGCGCCUAGACAGAUGUACUUGUGACGAGUCUCAGAGUCUUCAAAAUAAGGAGGCAUGGCGAUGGGGUGGCUGUGGCGACAAUGUCAAGUAUGGCUUCCGGUUUACGAGACGGUUUCUGCGACGGGCCCGACGGAGGGGCAAAGACCAUCGUGCCAUGAUCAACCAACAUAAUAGUAAACUCGGAAUACGAGUUGUUCGAAGCAACGUCAACACCACGUGCAAAUGUCAUGGCGUUUCCGGAUCGUGCACGGUCCGCACGUGCUGGCAACAACUCUCUCCAUUCCACAAGAUCGGCAAUAUUUUAAAACGGAAAUACGAACGCGCAGUGAAAGUGGAGAUAGAGAACAAUAUAUCAUAUGGAAAGUAUGAACUACCGAAAGGUGAAAUAUCAAACGCAAUUCGUCCGAGUCCGUUCUUAAGUGCUUAUGGAAGCAGCAUGGUGUACAUGGACGAUUCACCGAGUUACUGUUCCCGAAGUAGGUACUCACAAGGCACGACAGGAAGGGAGUGUGACAAAGACCGGAACUGUGACGCCAUAUGUUGUGGGCGUGGCUACAAUGUACAAACAAAGGCGUAUAACCGGUCCUGCGCAUGUCAGGUAGUUUGGUGUUGUGACUUCCACUGUAAACAAUGUUUAUUUGAAGAAGAAGUGCACUUGUGUAAAUAAUUUGUAGAGUGGAUAAGAUGAAUCAAUUGUCUCACAACUGUAAGAAACAGAAACAUGUAUAAAACUACAAUCUGCAUGUGCUUUUUGUCAAACUUAUGCACAAACAUACGCCAACAUAUGCCUUACAACUCACCAAACCUUUGGUGAAUCUGUGUAAAUUCACCGGAUGUGUAAGACAGCCUAAGAAUUCGACAUUUCCAAGAGUGCUUUGGUCUUGAUGAUAAUAAACAUGGAAUGGUCAACGUUGAGACAGACUGACCUGUCAACCAAACAGGAAAUGGUUAAAUAGAAUCGGUGAUGUUUGCACCAGAACCACGCAUGUAAAUCCAUCAAUUCAAGAUAAAUACAUUUUUUUUAUAAGAACUGACCUUUACAAAGGUUACAUAUUAUCACAUUGUGCCGAAUAUGUAUUUAUUAACAGCAGGCUUAUGUACUCACCUUGCGGUUAUACUAUGGAAUAUAUCAUGUAACUUGUAAAUAUAUUGUAAUUUAUGUGAUGAUGAUGAUGAUGAUAAUCCUGUACAAAGUCAUGUUUUCUUACCAAGCAACGAACAGAAAUGUGCUCAUCAAUGCUACAAAUAACUUAUUGUUCUAUAUGUGUUUUAAUUUGCCUUUAAACUGUUAUCUGAGUAGAUAUUUAAUUUUUAUUGAUUUCCUAAUAAGUCAUGGAUUUAGACUAAUUUAUUAGCCGGUAAAAAAAUACAGCCUCACAGUCUACAUGCCAUUGCCUCAUUAACUUUGGAGAUCUUUCUUUUCUCACAUCAACAAACUGAAAGUAUUUGAACGCAAGGAUAGAAAAAAGGCAAAGGAUAGACUUGUUCCGUUGGGUAAAAGAGGGAUUCUCAAUAUCACAUUUUGGAAAUUGCUUUUAAUAUUACAAAAUAUGGCUUAAGAACUUACCUCGAUGCUAUUUUCAUAGCAGUGAAAUUAUUGCAUGAAUUUUUUCAUCCAUGAUAUAAGAAUGUUUGAAUAUCGAUUUUCACAUGACAGUGCUAAUAUUUCUCAUAUCCUCUACCGAUAAAGAUCAUAUAGUGUUGGAAGUAGGAUGGUCGCUCAUAACCUCUAUUACUCUAUUUGUGGACCAACAUUAAAUUCCCAGUUGAAAGUCACGGGGAAAUGAAUAUUUAUAUACGUCUAUGUUUCCAUGGUGACUACAAAGUCUAUCAUAUUUAUAACAGAAAUGUUCAACACUGUCACUUAUUAUAGUUAGUAUAAGUUAGGAUACAUUUUAGAGUAUGUUAAAUAGUAUUGUUGAAAGAUCACUUAAAACACGUCAUUAUUUUUAUUCUAAACCCACACAAACAAUGCCCAUGCAUUGGUAUUUUGAGAAUAAUUACAUCCGUACAUUUAACAUUUAGGUACAUCUUAUAUUCUUGUUUUGUAACUCACAGCAGUCAUCUGCUUCAUGUUUCUUCGGAAUAAAGGACCUUUCUGAUAGACUUUGGUACUAAUAGCAUAAACAAUGAUAUUUGUACAUGAUGUGAUAACGAUAUUAUAUAUGACAUUUUACAGGUGGUAACAAUAUAUGACAUUUUACAGGUGGUAACAAUAGAUAUGACAUUUUACAGGUGGUAACUAUAGAUAUGACAUUUUACAGGUGGUAACAAUAGAUAUGACAUUUUACAGGUGGUAACAAUAUAUGACAUUUUACAGGUGAUAACAAUAUAUAUGACAUUUUACAGGUGGAAACAAUAUAUAUGACAUUUCACAGGUGAUAACUAUAGAUAUGGCAUUUUACAGGUGGUAACAAUAGAUAUGACAUUUUACAGGUGGAAACAAUAUAUAUGACAUUUUACAGGUGAUAACAAUAUAUAUGACAUUUUACAGGUGGUAACAAUAUAUGACAUUUUACAGGUGGUAACAAUAUAUAUGACAUUUUACAGGUGAUAACAAUAUAUAUGACAUUUUACAGGUGGAAACAAUAUAUAUGACAUUUAACAGGUGAUAACUAUAGAUAUGACAUUUUACAGGUGGUUACAAUAUAUAUGACAUUUUACAGGUGGUAACAAUAGAUAUGUCAUUUUACAGGUGGUAACAAUAUAUAUGACAUUUUACAGGUGGUAACAAUAGAUAUGACAUUUUACAGGUGGUAACAAUAGAUAUGUCAUUUUACAGGUGGUAACAAUAUAUAUGACAUUUUACAGGUGGUAACAAUAGAUAUGACAUUUUACAUGUGGUAACAAUAUAUAUGACAUUUUACAGGUAGAAUGACAUUAGAUUUGACUUUUUACAGGUGAAAACAACAGGUAUGUCACAUUUGUACAGGUGUGGAUAGCAAUAGGUAUGCCACAUUUGUACAGGUGAUGAUAACAAUAAAUAUGACAUUUGUACAGGUGAUAAUAACAAUAAAUAUGACAUUUGUACAGGUGAUAAUAACAAUAGAUAUGACAUUUGUACAGGUGAUGUUGACAAUAGGUAUGACAUUUGUACAGGUGAUGUUGACAAUAGAUAUGACAUUUGUACAGGUGAUGUUGACAAUAGAUAUGCCACAUUUGUACAGUUGAUGUUGACAAUAGAUAUGCCACAUUUGUACAGGUGAUGUUGACAAUAGAAAUGCCACAUUUGUUCAGGUGAUGUUGACAAUGGAUAUCCCACAUUUGUACAGGUGAUGAUAACAAUAUAUAUGACAUCUGUACAGGUAAUUAAAACAUAGAUACAACAUUUUUACACUUUUGAACAAUCGUAGAAGGCCUAUAAUUUCAACUUCAUUUCUCUUUAAAUCAUUGAGUUAUUCAUUUUUGUAAACCAUUAUGUAAUAAUUGUACUGAAAAGAUUUGUUUCUGAAGCGUCUGUGAUACAUGCAUAUAAGCUCUCAUCAUAUCGUAAUCCCAUACAUAUUCUAUAAACUUCGGACAAAUUCACAAUAGAGCCUAUAUCCUAGAAUUCCUUAUUCAUGAUUUAGAAUAUUUAUGCUAUGUUCUGAAAAAAAAAGCUUGUAAUAAUGAUCCUAAGCGCGCUUGAUUUUACCUAAUACCCUGUUAAAUAUAUUGACAAAGAACAUGUUUGGCAUUCUCUUCAAAUACACCUGUGAACCUUGAUAGACAAUUUGGAAGCAGUGCCUUACCGUCAGUAUAUUUUUAUAGAAACUCAUUUUGACUUCAAAGCAUCUCAAAUUUGUAAACAUAUGCUAGGAGUUUCGUCAAUGAACACCAAAAGACGUUAUCAUAAACAAGAACAUAAGUCUUAUUAUGGUUUCUGUUACUAUUGUUUCGUUAACGAUACCAAGAGAAUUUUUUCUGGGGUUUUUCAGAUAUCACUCAAUCUUUCAAAUCUGAUGAUAUUUUACAGUAAUGGAGUUUGAUUUUUACACAAUAUGGUUAUAUUAGUAGUGUUAUUCAUUUUAAUAUGUUGACAGAUAGUACCAUAUCGUUUUAAUCACGAUCUAUUAUAUCAUUGAAAGUGACCGCAAUGGCUGCUUAUAUGAUAUAGUACAUCUUAUGCAAUGAUGCACGUUUGGCUGUCAUAUAAUACUGUACUAGAAAUAUGACUAUUGUCCUAUGAGCGAGAUUUUGUAAUAGUUUCACGUUUUAACUUGUAAGUACUGCUUAGAAACGGGUACAUUUUUACAAUGUAAUGAAGAAUUAUUAAACUUCAUUUCUUAUUUUAGGAAUCCAUUCUUAGUCAAUAA
Molecule: messenger RNA, 5073 nt
Organism: Ylistrum balloti
Lineage: Eukaryota; Metazoa; Mollusca; Bivalvia; Pectinida; Pectinidae
Product: protein Wnt-9a-like
Exons: 5
Coding region: 297-1445 (382 amino acids)
Biological process (GO): multicellular organism development; neuron differentiation; cell fate commitment
Cellular component (GO): extracellular region
Molecular function (GO): frizzled binding; cytokine activity
Source: RefSeq, a predicted model, not a curated record